Molecule: messenger RNA, 1005 nt
Organism: Phaeoacremonium minimum UCRPA7
Lineage: Eukaryota; Fungi; Ascomycota; Sordariomycetes; Togniniales; Togniniaceae
Product: putative eukaryotic translation initiation factor 2 beta subunit protein
Exons: 3
Coding region: 1-1005 (334 amino acids)
Biological process (GO): translational initiation; formation of cytoplasmic translation initiation complex; formation of translation preinitiation complex
Cellular component (GO): eukaryotic translation initiation factor 2 complex
Molecular function (GO): translation initiation factor binding; mRNA binding; translation initiation factor activity
Source: RefSeq, a predicted model, not a curated record
AUGGAGGCCGAAGAACCCCAAGCCCGAAAAGCCCGCAAGUCGGUAGCAUUCACCGAAGAGAAGUUGGUUGUGGACGCAGACGGUAGCGUGACCAUGAUCGCCUCCCCCAACGAAGAGAAGGACACCGCGCUGUCCCACACGCCUCGUACGCCGCCUCUCACCGCCGCGCUGGGUGCUUUUACUGAUCCCGCGCAAGCACCUGUUGACAGCACGGAUGGCCCUGCUGACGGCGCACCGGCCGAAGACGGCGGUCUCGACCUGUCGCUGAUGAAGAAGAAAAAGAAGAAGGCCAAGGAUGCCGACGCCGCCGCCGACGAGGCCCCCGCGGGCGAGGAUGGUGGCCUGGACCUGAGCAUGAAGAAAAAGAAGAAGAAGAAGGCCCCGAAGGAGGGUGAUGACGACUUCGCUGCCAAGCUGGCGGCUCUGGAUCUCGAGGGCAAGGAGGGUGAGGCAGCCCCUGCGGACGAGGAAGUGCAGGAGGGAGAUAUGGAGAAGGGUACCGGCAUCUGGGAGCAUAACAACACGACAUCGAUCAGCUACGACCUACUGCUCGAGCGUUUCUUCAGCCUUCUUGCACAAAAGAACCCCGACCAUGCCUCUGGCUCGCGAAGCUACAAGAUCCCGCCCCCCCAGUGCAUGCGUGAAGGCAACAAGAAGACCAUCUUUGCAAAUAUCGCCGAGAUUGCUGCAAGAAUGAAGCGAUCUGACGAGCACGUUACGGCAUAUCUCUUUGCUGAGUUGGGUACCAGCGGUUCAGUCGAUGGUAGCAGGCGUCUUGUCAUCAAGGGUCGUUUCCAGCAGAAACAGAUUGAAAACGUUCUCCGGAAAUACAUCAUCGAAUAUGUGACGUGCCGAACUUGCAGAAGCCCUGACACUGAGCUGCAACGAGGAGAGAACAGGUUGUACUUCAUCCAGUGCAAUUCUUGCGGCUCUCGACGAUCCGUCACGGCGAUCAAGUCUGGUUUCUCUGCCCAAAUUGGCAAGAGAAAGAAGAUGCUCAAGUGA